This is a messenger RNA of Jatropha curcas, 1378 nucleotides long. Its product is annotated as rRNA processing protein-like protein. Gene Ontology annotation, biological process: ribosomal large subunit biogenesis; rRNA processing. Gene Ontology annotation, cellular component: nuclear periphery; nucleolus; preribosome, large subunit precursor. The record is from RefSeq and is a predicted model, not a curated record. Lineage: Eukaryota; Viridiplantae; Streptophyta; Magnoliopsida; Malpighiales; Euphorbiaceae.
GCCGUUAGAUAGUGGAAUCCAAAACCCGCAGAGCGUGUUAAAACCCUAGAGCCUGGCUUCAGUACAGGAGAUGUCUUCUCUAUUAUCUGGCCGUUGGUAAGAGCAACGGGGAAAAACAAAAGGAAGAGGUUCAAUCCUCUCUUCGUCUGUUCUUUGAGCCCUCCAGCUUCCUUCUCAAGAACCGGCGCUGCUAUUUCCUUUUGCAACUGAGCUUCACAACAGCCGUUCUGAUUUUUGUUGAAGCCUUAAAUAUUUUUCUUUUAAAUGGCGAAAGAAAAUGAAGAUUCGACCUUGUAUAAUGAGAAGCCAAUUCAAAAUGAUGAAAUGGGUGAUACUGAUAGAGAAGAAUCCGAAUCUGAGUUCGAAUCAGAGGAGGAAGAUUGGAAGUUGUCUGAACCUUCAAAGAAUGCCAUAUACAACAGAGAUGGUCUCAAUGAUAAACUUCAAGAUAUUAGCUGGCCAGAGAACGCGGGGUGGAUACACAAGCUUUCCAUUGACAUUGAUCAAGAGCAAGAGGUGGAUGUGAAUGAUGACCUGGCAAGAGAGCUAUCUUUCUACACACAGGCAUUGGAGGGUACGAGGCAAGCCUUUGAGAAGCUCGAGUCAAUGGGACUCCCUUUUCUCAGGCCUCCUGACUAUUAUGCUGAGAUGGUGAAAUCAGAUGCUCACAUGCAGAAAGUGAAGGGUCGGCUGCUGGCAGAGAAGAAAAACAUUGAGGAGUCUGAGGAGAGAAGGAAGGCUAGAGAAGCCAAGAGACUAGCUAAAGAGGUUCAAGCACAGAAACUUAAAGAAAGAGCUAUGCAGAAGAAAAUGGAGAUAGAGUCAGUUAAGAAGUGGAGGAAACAACGGCAGCAAAGCGGGUUUGCUGGAGGCGACAAAGGUGGUGAAAUGAACUUUCCCUUUGAGGAUGGAAAGGCAUUUGAAAGGUCAAACAAGAAGAGACCAUGGGUGUCUCCAGGAGACCGGUCUGGAGGAAAAGCAAAACAAGACCGAAAGCAGGGAAGCAAAGGUAGAGUGGCUAAGAAACAAAUGAAAAGGGAAGCAAGGGACUCCAAAUUUGGCUAUGGGGGAAGGAAAAGUUUGAGGAAGCAAAAUGCCGCUGAUACCACUGACAAUUUGCGAGGCUUCAACAAAGGUGAUGUGCAAAAUAAGAAAAGAAAGAGGUGAUAUGCUUACUUUUGAUUUUGCUUUAUGCAAGAUUUAUGAUAGUCUAAUUCUGUUUCAACUAUACUAUUUAUUUGCAAUCACUUUUGGAAGGCAUGUAAUAGCGUGGAGCUAAUUUUCUCUUUUGAAUUCAUGUAACUUUGAGCCCGUGGCAUUUUUGGUUCUAAAGUGAUGACUCCAGUUUCCGUUAUAAUUCCAUAGCUCUUUAAUUUGC